Hippoglossus stenolepis (Pacific halibut) is the source of this 9129-nucleotide messenger RNA. RefSeq names its product Rho GTPase activating protein 23a (gene arhgap23a). Gene Ontology annotation, biological process: signal transduction. Lineage: Eukaryota; Metazoa; Chordata; Actinopteri; Pleuronectiformes; Pleuronectidae. Gene Ontology annotation, molecular function: protein binding. Bases 1011 to 6536 code for a protein of 1841 amino acids. The record is from RefSeq and is a predicted model, not a curated record. The transcript is spliced from 24 exons.
CACAUGUGCAGCCACCAGGCUUCCUCUUCACACAGAGACGACAGUGGUUUGAGCCUAUCAGCAGCAGGCGACAGGGGACAUCUCCAUCUGGACUGUUAACUGCUGAUGCCGGGCGCCACCCCACCACACCUCAACCCCGACGUCUGGCCCCGGUGAUGUCCAGCAUCUUUUUUUGGGGGAUUAGACUACAGCGCAGCACAGUUUUGUUUGUUUGCUGAAGAGUGUUCGAGCAGUUCAUGCGGAGGCAGUGAGUGGUUGUUUGGAUAAGGAUUGAGUAACGAAAACAAGGAGGGAAGAGAAAGCAAAAGAGAAAAAAGGAGAGACAGAGGGAGGGAUGAGAUGUCCAAUGCUUGCCGAGAUAAAGACCUUGGGACCGAGAUGAGAGUGAGAUGAAGGGAUUUGUUUGGCACUAGAGAUAGAUGGAUAGAUAGAGGGAAGGAGGGAAAAAGAGAGAGAGAGAGAGAGAGCGAGAGAGAGAGAGAGAGAGAGAGUGCACAGUGGGAGGGAGGAGAGUCAGAGGAUCCAGCCCUCUGGGACAGUUUUGGGGGUGGACAGAGUGGCUUUGUAUGCAGAACAUCACCGGACACCGACGGGAGGGACGCUGUCAGUUGUUCUCUGUGUGUGUCUGUAGUGAAACCAGACCUACCUCUGAUCCCAGCGCCACACACACUCCUCCAUCUGCUGCCCAGGAGCCUGCCUUCUGCUUCCUCCGGACUGAACCCCCUCGGAGAGCGAGUGUGUUAGAGUCUGACUCUCGGAGGUCAGGAGUGACAGGCUGGGAUGUGGAACUUGUGGGAUUAAACUUUCCAGAGGCUCGGCAGUAACGGUGAUGGCCUGGAACCAUGAGAUGGGUCGCACAGACGCUUGAGUCAAUGACCGGAGGAUCCCAGAGGAAGCUGCACUAGAACCACCCACCACCACCACCUCCUCCAUUUGGCUUGAUUGUACCUUCAGUAUUUCUGCGUCUGAGACCGUGCGUGGUUACCUGAUUGUGUGUGUCUGAGCAGCCCAUGUGGACAGUGAGGCAUGCGGAUCUGAGCAAACCCUGCGCCCCGAUGCCCGCUGCUAUGCUCCCUUGCCCUGCACCGGUCGGGUCUGACUGGAGCUUCCAGAACCCGGUGGGGGUGGACUGCAGCUCCCCCGAACCUCGCUGCAUCUGGCUGGCGGUUCUGCGCGGCACCACAGGCCCUGUGCCACCGCCGUCCCCGCCACCCGUUAUGCCCACUGGGCCCAGAAAAAGCUCUCUUCAGCCCAGGGCUAAGGGGCGGAGGGAUGGUCUCUCCUCAGCCGGUGACAACCCUCGGCCGCCGAUGGCGACCCGGUCGGGAAGGGAGGGGGUCGGCAUGGGCUGGAAGGGUCCCCGGACGCUGGUCCUCCGCAAGAACUCCCAGGGUUUUGGGUUCACGCUGCGCCACUUCAUCGUUUACCCUCCAGAGUCCACCAUGCACACCAACCUCAAGGAUGAGGAGAAUGGAAAUGGAAAGGGGUAUCAGAAAGGUCGCCUGGAGCCGAUGGACACCAUAUUUGUGAAGAACGUGAGGGAGAAAGGUCCGGCCCACCAGGCGGGCUUAUGCACAGGGGAUCGGCUGGUGAAAGUGAACGGCGAGAGUGUUUUAGGGAAGACGUACUCGCAGGUGAUCGCCCUCAUUCAGAACAGUGAGAGCGUGCUGGAGCUCUCCAUCAUGCCAAAAGAUGAAGACGUGCUUCAGUUGGUAAGUGCAUACUCCCAGGAUGCCUACCUGACAGGCAACGAACCCUAUUCAGGGGGAGCUGAGCACCUCCCACCACCACCGCCCCUCUGUUACCCACGCACCAAGACCACCACCCCUGCUGGAGCCCCUCCACCUACGCCCAUGGGCCAGAACCAGCUGGAUAACUGGAGUCGCUGGCCAGGCUCUUCCAGCCCCUCUUCACCCCUGGAUAACCACUCGGCUUUGGGCAGCCCCGCCAGCUGGCAGGAGGGGCGGGCGGGAGAGCCUGGAGGUGUGGGUCACAGCAGCCCAGCCCACCGCACAGAGGAGAUCCAGUAUGGUAUGACCAGCAAGCAGCCUCAGGGCCAGACCAGGGGGCGCUCCUACUCUUCCUCUUCCUCGUCAGGAGGCCCCUUGUCCAGCCCGCUCCAAGUCCACUACCCCAACCACCACGCUGUCAGUCCCCCGCAGCCCCAGCCGCGGAAGUCCAGCUCGGCCUGGACCAGUCCUCCCCUGCCACAGCUCAGCCACGGUCAAAACGAGCGCUGCCAGCAGGCGCUCACUGACUGGUUCUACAGCCAGCAGCCUGAGCAAUCAGGACGCUGCAUGCAGACGCGCCACCGCAGCUACUCUCAGGACCGACUCAGUGAAACAAGGAGGCAGCAGCAGCGGUCGGGUGGCUGGCCGCACAGCGCCUCCCAGGACACUCUGCUGUUAUUGCAGCAGUCAGGACCAGGACCCCACGGAGAGCCCUGCUGGUCAUAUGGAGACUGUGAGGGGGGCCCAGGUAGGGGCCACCAUGGCCCUAACUAUACUCGAACUCGCUCUGAAAACCUUCUGGCCCAGUACGAUCGUCAUGGCCGCUCGUUAGAGAUGCUGGACCGAGCAGCAGCUGGAGUGGUCUCACCUCGGUUUGAGAGGCCGUCGUGGCACCAACAGGCUCCACAGCCGCCCCCCAGGACUGAUGCUUACCCAAGACAGGGGGGACAUUUUGGUGCAUCACAACCUCCUCUGGUACCCCGACACACACAGCCACAUUCUAAACACCACCCACAGCCACAUACCCAGGCCCACUUGCAGCCCCAGGCCCAACAAGCUGCCCCCCAGACCAGGCGGCUCCCCACUGGGCAGAGCAUGGACGACCAGCCGGUGGGCUACCGCAGCUACAGCCCCUCUUUUUACCGCAAGACAGGCCGCAUCAUGCAGCAAGCCCACUCUUUCAGGGACCCCUCAUACUCUGGCCCUCACUUGAACUGGAACUCAACACCUAAAACCAGCCCCCCAGAGGGCACAGCGGCGCCCAUCACCUCCUCUACGGCCUCUCCCCUUGCCUCCACCACUCCCGAAUCCCAGGAUAGAGCUUACAGGCCGACGAACCACGAGAGGGAACGAGGGUCGGUGGAGGGGGAGACGGAGGUGGUGCCACAGACCCAGGAAGUUGUGUUGAGGCAGAAACCUCCCACCGGGCGGAGGAACGCCCACGGCUUGCGCCAUCCCCACUACGCGCUGCCCAUGGACGGGCUGGAACCCUCGUUGUUUUCCUCAGAUCCUCAGGACUCAGCCCCCGCUCCUGGUUCCUCGGGAGACGUAGCCCCGCGCAAACCCAAUGGCAACCUCGCCCCGCUCUCCAUAGAGGAUGACUCUCUGGCCUCCAUCCCCUUCAUUGAUGAGCCAACGAGCCCCGGCGUUGACUUGCGCGCCCGCCACGUGCCGGCGUCCUCCGUGGUGUCCAGCGGCAUGAGUUCGGCGCCCGCCGUUGUCACCAGCCCCGCCUCCCCCACCUUCACCUUCCCCCUCACUAGGCUCUUCUCACACGACUGCAGCAGUAUUAAAUCCAGUCGCCGUUCCUCCUAUCUUCUAGCCAUCACCACGGAGCGCUCCAAGUCAUGCGACGAAGGACUCAACACGUUCAGGGAGGAAGGCCGGGUCUUCUCGAGGCUACCAAAGAGAGUGAAGAGUUUCUUCACCGACGGGUCACUGGACAACCUUGGGACGGCAGAGGAGGUUCGAUCUAAACGUCACUCCACCUCCGAGCUGGGAAACAUCACUUACAGCGACGUGCGGAGAGAAGGAUGGCUGCACUACAAACAAAUCCUCACCGAGAAGGGCAAGAAGGUGGGCAGCGGCAUGCGUCCGUGGAAGCGAGUCUUUUCGAUACUUCGCUCCCAUUCGCUGUUCCUCUACAAGGACAAGAGGGAGGCGGUGCUCCGCGGGGCCACGAUCGGUGGCUCGGCGGAGGACGACCAGCCUAUCAGCAUCCGGGGUUGCCUGGUGGACAUCGCAUACAGUGAGACCAAACGAAAACACGCCCUGCGACUGACCACGCAGGACUUCUGUGAGUACCUGCUGCAGGCGGAGGACCGGGAGGACAUGCUGGACUGGAUAAAGGUCAUCAGGGAGAACAGCAAGACAGACAGCGAGGAGCUUGGAUUUUCCAGACAGGCCCUCAUCAAUAAAAAACUGAAUGAUUACAGAAAACAAAGUCCGACAGGCAGCAAGCCAGACUCGUCUCCCAGGAUGCCCCGCAUGAAACCUCCCUUCCUUCUCACCAAGACAGAGAACGCCGCUGCAGCGCCACGCUCCCCCAAACAAGAUGGCAAAGAUGAGAGCAGCCCGCCAAAGUCUCCGUGGGGAAUCAACAUCAUGAAGAAAACGAAGAAGGCCGGGCCCAAAGCUUUCGGUGUGAGGUUGGAGGAUUGUCAGCCUGGUGUAAUUAACAAGUUCAUCCCAUUGAUUGUGGAGAUCUGCUGCGGCCUGGUGGAGGACAUGGGUCUGGAAUACACCGGGAUCUACAGGGUCCCAGGGAAUAACGCCGUAGUGUCGAUGCUUCAGGAUCAGCUCAACAAGGGCGUCGAGAUCAACCCUGCAGAGGAGAAGUGGCAGGACCUGAACGUCGUCAGCAGCUUACUCAAAUCCUUCUUCAGGAAACUCCCAGAGCCGCUCUUCACCAACGACAAGUACAACGACUUUAUUGAUGCCAAUCGGAUGGACAAUGCAUCUGACAGAUUAAAGACGAUGAAGAAACUGAUCCGAGACCUCCCUGAUUAUUAUUUCCACACUCUGAAGUUCCUGGUUGGUCACCUGAAGACGGUAGCAGACAGUGCAGAUAAAAACAAGAUGGAGCCUCGUAACCUGGCGCUGGUGUUUGGGCCGACUCUGGUUCGGACGUCUGAGGACAACAUGAAAGACAUGGUCACACACAUGCCCGACCGCUACAAGAUAGUCGAGACGCUCAUCCAGCAUUACAUCUGGUUUUUCACUGACGAACUAGACAAGGAUGAAAAGACGCCUGUGGACACGGAGGACGUGCAGCCUGUCCCCAACAUCGACCACCUGCUGCCCAACAUCGGCAGGACCGCUCUGCUCGGGGAGGCCUCAGACUCAACCAACAGUGACUCAGCUAAAUCGAAGGGGUCGUGGGGGUCAAAGAAGGACCUCACAGCGAAGGAUUUCCUGACUCUGUCCAUCAUGUCAGCUGUAUCAGGCCGCAAGCGCAGAAAGCGGCAUAACGGCCGCCGCGUGGGCAGCAGCACUGACGACGACUCAGAGCACGAGCCAAUCAAAGCCGGACAUCUAGGGGCAGAGGAGGAAGAGGAGGCGGCGUCUCCUGUAGGGGACACUGCUCCUCGGGCAGAGGCAGAGGAAGAUGACGAUGAUGAGGAAGAAGAAGAAGAGGAAGAUGAGGAAGUUGUAGAAAGCGGAGUGAAAGAGGAGGUAGAACAAGAGGUGGUGGCGGUUAUUCCCAGUCGGCCGUGCUGCAAAGAGGAAGAGGAUGCAGGAGGAAGACAGGCAGUGAUAUUGCUGCAGGAGGAAGAGGCAAGGGCAGAGGUUAAAGGGCCGGCAUGGCGAUCGCCAGAGGAUGCACGCUCCAUUGUUUCCGGUUACUCCACCCUCUCCACCUUAGGACGCAGCCUUGGGUCAGAGGGGAGGGGGGACGAUGCUGAUGACGAGCACAGCGAGCUGGUGAGCGAGACGGACAACGAGAGCGGCUUUGCCUCGCGCUCCCUCACCCAGGAGAGACCCGAUAAACACACACCCGUAAACACACAACCGCCAGCAGCCCCGCGCAGCUUCCUCUACACACACUACAAACCCCCGGUUCUCUCACCCACAAACCUGCUCGCCCCGCCCACACCGCUCACACACACACCAGACUCUGCGGAGAGGAGUGAAGGAGGAGCGUGCUCCACCACGCCCUCGUCCUCCUCCUUCUCCUCCUCCUCCACCACUCACAGACUGCACUCACGGCCUUCCUUUAACUCCCACAAGCUGAUCCAGUGUGACACUCUGGCCAGGAAGAAGCUGAAGUCGGAGAAGGCAAAGGCUCGCUCUCUGGAGAUGAUGGAGCUGUCCGAGGCCUCCGCCCAGUGCGACGGGGCCGGCUCUGGGUCGGACGGUGCGCCCAGAAUGAGGAGGGAUACAUCCAGAACCAACCCCUCCUCAGGCAGCAGUCAGGAGAGCUUGCGCCCGGCCCGGCCCAAAACUGCUCUGCCGCCCUGCGAGGCCGCCUCCUUCACCCCUACCGGCCCUGGCGGCAGGUCUCUGGCUGAGCAGGUUCGCGCUCGUCUGAUGGGAUCCGCCGACGACCUGCGCAGCGUGGGACUGCGAAAACCGCUCUCACCUGAGACGCGGAGGAAGAGACGGGCCUGGCGCAGACACACCGUGGUAGCCUCCCCGACUGAGACGUCCGACAAGAGACCCCCAAUGAUUGUCAAUGACUUCCCCCUGUCUCCUAUCAAUCAAAACCAGGUCAAAUCACCAGGGCUGCCUCGGGAUGCCGACGUUCUCGAACAAGGACCUGCUGCACGUCAAGUACCCACCUCUAGAUUCCACCAGUACCUGUGAGCCUUGCCAGCUAACACCAACCUCCACUCCCAAGGAAGGCUUCUGGGGGGCUGGGGCCCAGCCAAGCUGCAGACCCCCCUGCGGGUCAUUAGACCCCAGCAGCAGCGUGAACAGAGUUGUGGUUAGUUGCCAGGUGCAACACGGUGAACCAAUGAAACGGUCCGUCAGAGCAGCCCACCCUUUUCUUUUUGAUAAGCUCCGUUUGCAUGGCGAGGGGCAUUCGGGUGUUGCCAAAGCUUUUGUUUUCUCUCUUUCCUAUAUGUGUGCUUUUGUAGAAAAUAAACAGGAACAGGGCAGAGACACAAACAGACCUCAUCACAAUCAAUGUCACAGCCAAGAAUUCUCAUGUGAGCAACCACCGAGCGUCCUUCCCGUCUUCUCUUCCUUCCAGCCUGGCUCACAGACGUAAACAACGGGUUAAAACCCCUUCAAGUGACCAGAGGAGGGUUCGGAAACGCGACCUUCCUGUGUCUCUUGAGAAAAAUGGUGCUUCUUAAUAAAGUGGAAUUACAAAUUUCUCCAAAACAUACGUCUGUGGGCCAGAAGAAUUAAUAGUCAGGUUAAAACAAUUUCAAGAGGGAUGUCAAUUGAUCUUUUCAUAUCAGUCUUCCUUAUCUGUUACUCCCCAGACCACACACACUGUUUAUCUCAAAACAACACACAUAUUAGGUCACAGACACAAAGUACACUCAUCUCUCUCUCUCUCUCUCUCUCUCUCUCUACGUGUUUAUAAUGUUUUUGCGCAACAAUAUUCGUGAUGAUGUCCGAGCGUGCAGGUGUUUGUGUUGAACAAUUUUGUAACAUUUGUACAAAGCCUUGUUAAGUUAACCUUGUAAAUAUAAAUAUUAUGUUAUCAAAUUUGUUUUCACUUUUUUUAGUUCUUUUUUUAUGGUUUACAAAAAAAACGUGCGUACAAGUGCACAGUCAUUUCUUUCAAGAUGUUACUUGAAAAUGUUUCCCUUAAUAUAUUAUUUUUUGUUUUAUAUUCUCUCUAUAUAUAUAUUAUAUAUAUAUAUAUUUUGUAUUAAAGUGAAAAAAGUACUUUUAUUGUGAUUUCACCUCUUGGGUGUACCAGUUCCAAGGAGACGAGAUAAACACGACUAACCCUGUUCCUUAUUUCCUCAUUGAUGGCCUUUCUCUCUGAUUCUCAGCACUGUGCAGAAAACUUUUAUCUUGAUUAAGUCUUAGAAAUAAGUUCAUCUGGUGACUUUAUAUUCAGCAGUGUUGCAUCAACAUGUAGCAAGAUAAAAACAAUGUAGUCUGUUAAUUAUUACACCAUAUUGGACAGUUUGCAGGCAGCUCAGAGCCACACUGUGACAACUGACCUCAUUAUUUGUUUUUGAUAUUCGUGUCUGGGUUUACUGAGCGUUGCCUUCACAGAUCUGCUCAUAUAUACUGAGCUCGAGACAAAGUAUAUCCCCUCUUGUGAUAAAGAGCCAGAGGGGACGCCUGGCAGUGUUUAACAGACUGUUAAAAUAUUAUGUGGUGCGUAGAAACGGCUACAUUUUCACUAUGUUUUCAUCACAUCCCCUUUGAGGGUUCGUCCGUCUGCACUUUUAUUACAUUGAGGUUAGAUGACCGGGGACUUUUCCACAAGGUCAGGCUCUAAUAAAUCCUCCCUGACUGUGGAAACGGUGCAUUCGAGGAAAUGAACACAGAACACCUGCUAACAAUCUUAUAGUUUGUAUCCCUCGUUUCAGAGCCAACGUGCCAACAGAAAAUAACACAAGCAGGAGGCGCAGCUCCCAAAGUCACGAGAGUCUCGCUUGUUUUCAAACGACCAAAAGAAACAACCCCAGUGAAAACUAAAAUAAUAAUAACGAUAAUAAUAAUAAUAAUGAUAAGUUAUAGUCUUGUCUUACCUCAAGAUAUUUUCGACAAGUGCCUGAUUUUUUCUGGAAUGUGUUUUCUUUCUGCAGUGCCAUGCUCAGUUCCUAUCUUUCCGUUUUCCUUUUGUUGUUUCUGGGUCUCCUCCCUCCUCUCCUGUGGUUGACGGUUUCACUGAGGCACCGACCCAAAGAUAUGUGCAUCAAAUACAAGCGGUCUAACUGAGAGGAAAUUACAAAAGAAGAAGCACACUUCACGCCAAGGACAUGUCUAUGCACUCUCUUUGUCUUUAACCCAGGCAUUACACAGCUAUUACUGAUGCUGCUCAGAGGGAGGAGGUGUAGUUUUCUCUCAGCUGCUGUUUCCCUUAACAAACUGAGGCUCUCUCUUUGCCUGGUGAUCCACAGUGUGUGAAUAUGGUACACCUAACAAAAACUCCCUUAGGUCAGAACAGACAACAUCCCAUCGUCCUACAGACGAACCAACAGCCCACUUCAUCAACUCAGCUGGUGUGUGUUGUCUGAAAUGUGAUCCCCCCUCAUGUCUCCUUGUGUUUUUAAAAUCUUUUGUACAUACUAUCUUCAUAUGUAACAUACUGUAUUGUGUACAUUUGGAAUUGCUUUUUGAGUAUAACUAAUAUGAAAAUGACUGGACUUUUAAAAAAAAAGGUUGUCCGCCUGAAACCAUUUCCCCUCAUGGCUGUGUGCUUUAAAGCAAGGUUAUAUGAUGUAAAUAAACAGAACUAUGUUUAAAAAAAAAAAAAAAA